Messenger RNA from Hevea brasiliensis (rubber tree), 1731 nucleotides. RefSeq lists its product as uncharacterized. Lineage: Eukaryota; Viridiplantae; Streptophyta; Magnoliopsida; Malpighiales; Euphorbiaceae. The record is from RefSeq and is a predicted model, not a curated record. The transcript is spliced from 3 exons. Bases 1 to 1731 code for a protein of 576 amino acids.
AUGGCAGUGAGGGAAGGUUACCUCUGCCCUCAAACACCAGGGUAUGAAGAUGAUACAGGAUGCCCCUAUCACAGAGGAGCGGCUAACCACGAGCUGCAAAACUGUGAGGAGUUCAAACAAGAAGUCCGAAGGAUACUGUCACUCAAAACUUUGAGAUGUCAGCAAAGAUUGAGGUUGGAAGGUGAAGUGAACACAAUCAGGUUCGGCCAGAAUGCCUCCACUCCCCAUCCCAGAUUAACCUUUUCUGCCCCCAGCACACCAACACCACCACCACCAAUAACAGUCAUCCGAACCCCGCCUCAACUCCCAGUCACCAACACCCACGCAAUACCUUGGAAUUACAAUCUCCAAGUAUUUACUCAAAGCGCAUCCGGCAGCACUCCAACUCCUACCCUCAACCAGGCUCAAGUUCAAUCAAUCACUCCUCCCAGUCCGUGCUUUGCUCCUCAUGAGCAUUUUAAAAUGACUUACACUGUACCAUCCAAUAAUGCUACUCCCCAAUCAAACCCAGAAAUAACCAGUAACUCCUCCCCGCCAGAGCAAGAGGGGAAAGCAAAAAUAGGAGAGUCACAAGAGAACGCGGAGGAGGAGGUUGAGAAAGUUGAGAAAGGAGAACCUACUGAACCAAGUGGAGAAGAGGAGCUGUUGCUUCAAAUAAUGAAGCAAAGUGAAUACGAUGUUGUUGAACAACUGAGGAAGACGCCUGCCCGAAUUUCGUUGUUGUCACUGAUUCUGAGCUCGGAAGUGCAUCACCAAGCCCUACAAAAGAUUCUGGAUCAUGCCUUUGUCAACCCCGAUAUCACACUGGGGCAAUUUGAGAAAAUAGUUGGGCAAAUACAAGCAUCCAAUUUCAUCACUUUCUCGGAAGAAGAGAUAGACCCGGCUGGCUUGAAGCACACUAAAGCUUUGCACGUGACAGCCAAAUGUAAAGGGUGCAUAGUUGCCAAAGUCUUGAUUGAUAACGGAUCUGCUCUUAAUGUCUUACCCAAUGCCACCUUAGCCAAACUACCAAUUGACUCAUCAAAUAUCUGCCAGAGUGCUAUGGUGGCAAGAGCCCUUGAUGGUACCAAGAGAGAGGUACUUGGAGACAUCGAUUUGCCACUCCAAAUUGGGGCAUGCGCUUUCAAUGUCACAUUCCAGGUGAUAGACAUUGAACCUGCAUACACCAUGCUGCUAGGGAGACCCUGGAUCCAAUCAGCAAAUGCCGUACCUUUGACCCUGUACCAGAGAAUUAAAUACAUCAUGGGCGGCAGGAUCAUCACAGUAAGAGGGGAAGAAGCCAUGCUGGUCACUAAGCCGCAAUCAGUCCCUUACGUGGAAACAACUGAAAAGUCCUUGGAAAGUUCUUUCCAGGCACUAGAGUUGCAAGAAGCUACUGUGAGAGAAGAAGGGGCUAUGACUAUGGUUGCAAAGGUAAUGCUUAAGAGCAGAUACGAAAAGGGCAAGGGAUUGGGCACUACUUUACAGGGUAUUGUUGAACCCAUACCAACUAUUCAGAAGAUUGGUCGGGACAAGAAUCAAUUAGCGGAUGCCCUAGCCACUCUGGCUAUCAUGGCUCAAAUGGAAGAUGGGCAGAUGACUCAGAUAUUGCAGAUCAAAGCAAGGGGUGAGCCAGCUACUAUUUCAUGGUCGAGGAAGAUAUCGAUGGCAAACCCUGGUACCAUGAUAUUCAGGUCUACAUCAAAACCAGGGAAUACCCCCUGGGAGCAAGCAGAAACAAAAAGAGAAUGA